CAACAAGCCACAAGUUCAUAUUUUGAACCACACAAAAGUCAAUUCGACGGCGACCGGGGUUGCGAUCGUGGUUGCGGAUCUUGUAUCAAGGUCUGACAGCAGCUACACACCCCUAUCAGAAGCUACCACAAAGCACACCUGCGACAUUUAUUGGUCCCCCUCCUCUCGACUAUUAUCCACCGCGUUUCAUGCAGCCAAGCCUUCCGCAUGCCCUGGAGAUGACCCAAGAUCAAAGGGAGUUGGAUCUCUUGUUCGAUCCAAGCUUCAUCCCAGAGUCGGCAAGACAACAGCUGGAUGCUGAUUUGACGAUACGCCCACUCGCUUCGACCGAUCACUCGCGCGGGCACUUUGACCUCUUAUCAAUAUUGACUAUAGCGCCUCCGGUCUCGCCCAUCGUCUACGCCAAAACCUUUCGGAAUCUACAAUCAUGCCCAAACACGUACUUCACAGUUGUGAUCGUCUCCAAGCAGACAGAUCAGCUCGUGGCUUGCGGUUCCAUCAUCGUUGAGCGAAAGUUCACCCGCGCAGCAGGCAUGAUUGGACAUAUCGAAGACAUUGCCGUGUCCAAGUCGAUGCAAGGGAGAAAGCUGGGCUUGAAGAUCAUCAACACGCUCGAGGGUAUCGGACGCGCCAUGGGCUGUUAUAAGAUUAUCCUGGAUUGCAACAAGGAGAACAUCCCCUUUUACGAGAAAUGCGGCUUCAAGCACAAAGAAUAUCAGAUGGUCCGAUACAUGGAGGAUCCGCCUGUUGACCAUCCACCGACCCCUUCCAAACUAUAAUCAAUGACAUGGACGUUUUCUCCCCUUCCACCUGUACUGUAGCCAUUUGAUGAUUCUCGCCAUGCAUAUAAUUAAGAG
Kockovaella imperatae is the source of this 857-nucleotide messenger RNA. RefSeq names its product acyl-CoA N-acyltransferase. Gene Ontology annotation, biological process: UDP-N-acetylglucosamine biosynthetic process. Gene Ontology annotation, molecular function: monosaccharide binding; glucosamine 6-phosphate N-acetyltransferase activity. Gene Ontology annotation, cellular component: endoplasmic reticulum-Golgi intermediate compartment; endoplasmic reticulum; Golgi apparatus. Bases 189 to 779 code for a protein of 196 amino acids. Lineage: Eukaryota; Fungi; Basidiomycota; Tremellomycetes; Tremellales; Cuniculitremaceae. The transcript is spliced from 6 exons. The record is from RefSeq and is a predicted model, not a curated record.